AUGAGACAAUCUCAAUCAAUGUUCUCCAAAUGCAUUUAGAACAUGAGACUCAGGAAUUAAUUGAUUUUAAUAGUUUCUAUCUAAGCAUUCAUAAUUAUGUCCUAUGUUUUGGCAUAGAAUAUGAUUCAUCUUUCUCUACUUAAUGUAUAUUUUUCAGACACUUCCAACCAUUUGUAUAAGGAAAGUUCAAAUAGGAUUCAAUAAAAUAUAAUAAAAUUAUAUAGAAGCUACUUUGAUAAAGUCUUCUAUCUAAGUAAUAUAAUAAAUAAUUAGAUGGAAAUACCUUAAUCUCAUUUCACAGAUUGUAUCACCACACCAAAAAGUAAGUGGUGUUGUAAAAUAACUUCACAAUAAAUGAGUAAUUUUAAAUGCCGUAUGGUGGUAUAAACCCGAUUCCGGAUCCACUUCGAAUAAUUAAAGGAUAUGGUAACUUUGAUAUUUCUUAUUGCUUUAUGUGUUAUUCAAACCUAAGUUCAUACAGUCAACCGAAAACUAUAGAUGAAUUGGUGGGAAUAAAAAUGUAAGAAUAGGUUCAAGCUUACGGUUAAUUACUAUACUAAGGGAAGGAUAUCAACCAAUAUUUCUUUUAUUCCUAUAUUAAAAAGGAAAAAAUAACCUCGAUCUAUCCUUGCUUAAAUAGGGAGUAAGGAAUAUAUAGUUACAAACCAGAGUAAAGAGAUUGGUAUAUUGAGUUGUAAAGGAAUUAUGAUUAAACAGAAAAUUACAAAAACUACAAUUACACUUUUACAAAUCCUUUUAUAUGUAUGAUAAUUAUAUUACAUAAUUUAGUAUUUACGGAAAAAAAGAUUGGCUUGUCUAUGGCGAUGCCUAUUGUGGAUGAAUAAACUAAAUUGAUAGGCGGAGUGGGCUCAAUAUUCUUGGGAAAUGAAUUUGUUCAAGAAGUUGGGCAGAGUAAAUUCGGGUUUUAAAUUAUAUAUCUAAUUUCAAACGAAGGCAUUAUGAUUAUGCAUCCUUACAAGGUGUCUAAUGAAUACCUCCCAUUGUACAUAUUCAAUUAGACAAUUACUGGAUUCAAUUAAACUGAUUGGGAAGAGAUGAAAAAACAUAACGGAUCUUCAUCUUGCCCCAAUUUUGAUGUAUACAAUUCCUCUAUGUAAUGUCGAUAUAAUUCGGUGUAUAAUCAAGAGAUGAUCAUUGGUAUUCAAGAAAUAGCUGAGUUCAAGAUGAUUUUAAUAACGUACAAUGAUUCUAAAAAGUUAGGUUGUUAAGUAGCCAAGAAUACUUGGAGUUCUAUUAUCAAUUUUAAUAGAAAUUGUCAGAAAGCUUGCAAGAAACUUUAUCUUUAAAUAUAACCACCUUAUUAGCAUUGCUGAUAUUGGUAUGUCUCUGCAUUUAUGUUCUAAUUUAAGUUCUCUUUUAUCCAAUUUAUGUUGUGUAGGAAUAUGCAAAAAAUAUGAUCUCAUAAAAAAAGAAAAAGGAAAAAACCAUUCCAAUAUUUAUUCAAAGGUUGAUGAGUAAUUAAGUUCGCUAAUUGCUCCAAUCCUUUAAAUUUAUCGAAAACAAACUAGAAUUGUUAUCAUUUCGGAAAACAGAGCAAUGUGCAUAUUUUGAGAGUCUCUAAUUUCCACAAAAGAGUAUAUCAUUCAAACUUCACCUAUAAUAAUAUCAGAAUUUUCUUAAGAUUCACAAACUAAAAAAAAUAAAACUAAUGAAAAUGCAAAACGACUAAAAUUUCAAUUAAUCCAAUGCCCAAAUGUAGCAUAAGCUCUAUUUAAGGCAAAUUCUAUAGUUGGUUAAAAAGGCCAAUUUAGAUCAAACCUCAUGAAAUUUUACUAUUCUUUAU
This is a messenger RNA of Paramecium octaurelia, 1804 nucleotides long. The record is from the annotation of a GenBank genome assembly. Lineage: Eukaryota; Ciliophora; Oligohymenophorea; Peniculida; Parameciidae.